GUUUAAGUACAUUCUUAGAACGUGCAUUACACGUGAUUUUGUUUACUGGGAGUAAACCCCCAUCCUGAAGGACCGAGGACCAGGUCAGUUUUUGUUUCACGGUGGGUAUUUUAUUUUCCCACUACCCUCUUCUGUUAGAUUGCAGACCCAGCGAGCUUCCCCUAAUUCUCAUAGGGACGAACACGAUGGAGGUAUUGUAACUGACACAUCUCCACACUUCGAGAUUCCAUUGGAAAAAUCUGUAUUUUAUUUACCUAAUUAUAUAUUGCUGAUUUAAAUAUUCAUUUUAAUAGGGAUUGUGACCAAUCUAAGGUCAUACGUCGCUGGAAGGCGUGAUAUUAUGAGGCAUUGGGUUUUUUUUUUCUAAAGUUGAGCUUUGCCUAACUCGUUUAUGAAAUAAAGCUUUGAUAAUGUUGGGAGCUACAUUCCGAAAGGAUCUUUGAAGACUCUUGGGCAACGAUACAGCCAAGGAUCCAGCCCAUCCACAGAAAUAGCAGUAGAGCCAAAAUGACCAAAAACCGACUCAAUCCUGUGACUGUAGAAGGACGAUGAAGUACCUAACAUGCUACAUAUUGAUGGUGAUUGGAAUGAUGGCAAAAUGACUAAGGAACAAAGCCUUUUUUAAUAAAUGAAAAUAGAUGCUGCAAUUCAUUCACAGUUGUUUUUAAGCGUUUCAUUCCAGCUGGAUUCAAAUUUAAAAAAAAAAAUCAAACUAUGAACGAGUAUUAGUCUUCAAGGAUUCCUGAAAAAAUUUAUUAGCCAAGUAACCUUAUUUAUUAGGUAGUUAUUAUUUUUGUCUAAAAAAAUUCUCAUAGGAAUUUUAUAUUGAUAAACGGUUAACCAAAUGCAAGUGCAAGGAAAUGAAACUUAUUCGUUAUCUUGCGUUGCUGCAUUAUCUCACAAAAUGUGGUAGAUUCAAAAACCAUAAAAAUGAUCACACAUUGUGAAAAGUUCUCAGUUGCUCUAUAUUAUAGCUACAACCAAUAUCAAGUUAAAUAUCUAAAUAAAAUGUUCAAAUUUUUUUUCUUGUUAUUGCCCUUUGCAGCAGGCAGCUUCAUGGACACGGAAACUCCAAUACCAUUAUUACUAGGAUCACCAGGCGACGAUCGACCAACUACUAUACCAGACGAUAUAGAUAUAAUUUCUAGAACCUCGCGUUUCUAUUUUCUUGGACCACAAAAAGUCAAUUAGUUCGAAGCUCACUAUUUAUGUCAGCAAUAUGGGAUGGAACUGGCCACUGUCGAAUCAGCAAAGGAAGAAGCUGAAAUAGAGGAACUUUUAAAACCAGAAGAACCUGAUAAUGGUUUCUGGAUAUCAGCUACAAGAUUGGGCAGCUGUAACCUAUUUGUUUUUUUUAAAACUGGAAAGCCAGUGACUUAUCACCAAUUUGCGUCGGGUCAGCCAGAUAACGCUGGAGGAAAAGAAGAAUGCGUGGAAAUUUUCAAGUAUAACGACAUGGAAAUGUAUUGGAACGAUCUUCCUUGUGACUCUGCUAGAUCCAAAAAGAAAUUUAUUUGUCAGUCGUGAUCAUACUUACCUAGGUACCUACUCUAAAAUUUUUGGUAUACAUAUUGUUAAGACAGGCGACAAAUUACUUCUGAUCUCCCUUUAA
Molecule: messenger RNA, 1612 nt
Organism: Ceutorhynchus assimilis (cabbage seed weevil)
Lineage: Eukaryota; Metazoa; Arthropoda; Insecta; Coleoptera; Curculionidae
Source: the annotation of a GenBank genome assembly